Phyllostomus hastatus (greater spear-nosed bat) is the source of this 2279-nucleotide messenger RNA. It is a transcript of the gene TRA2A, whose product is annotated as transformer 2 alpha homolog. Gene Ontology annotation, cellular component: spliceosomal complex. Gene Ontology annotation, biological process: positive regulation of mRNA splicing, via spliceosome. The transcript is spliced from 10 exons. Lineage: Eukaryota; Metazoa; Chordata; Mammalia; Chiroptera; Phyllostomidae. Gene Ontology annotation, molecular function: RNA binding. The record is from RefSeq and is a predicted model, not a curated record. The coding region runs from base 861 to 1403 and encodes 180 amino acids.
CACUCGGGGGUCCAGAAGGUUUCAGGCGGCGCCGGCGCCAUCUUGCAGGAGCCUGCGACCGAGUGGGAGUCGAGUGGAGCGGCCAUAGUUGCCGACUCUUUUCUUCUCCCCACGGUCCGGUCUGCGGGUUGGUUAGGUCAUCGGCCCUCAAGGCGAGACUUGUCUCUUAUUUAGUUCUGGGGAGCGCCUGGCCGACAUGAGUGAUGUAGAGGAGAACAACUUCGAGGGCAGAUGCGCCCUCCCUUCUCGCCACCCCUGAGGCUUCCUUAUCUCUGUUGCGAGGUGUGGGUCCCCGUCGCGGUGAGGCGGGAGGAGGCGGCAGGGAAUUCCCCUCCGGCCGGAUAGUGGUUAAUGUUCGUGAAGAAAUUGAAGAGUUUUUUCCAAGAAUGUGGAAGAUAAAUCAAGAUAAAAGAAGGCUAAUGAAAAGUAUUAAAGAUCAGAAAAAUAAAAUUGAAUGGGGGAAAAAAUUGAACAGAAGAUUGGUCAGAUAGAAGCACUUGAAUAUUUUUUUAAGGCUAUUUUGAAUUGUUUGAAUUGGGGAAGAAUACACGAAGUAUGAAAAAUGAAAAACUCAAUGAAGAAUGAAGAGAAGUAGAAAGCAAGAGUGAAGUAGAAUUAAAAGAAUCUGGAAGAAUGAAUGGGUCCUAGGUUAAGUAAAUGAGUCUCGCUCUCAGUCAAAAUCUCCAACGGGAACUCCUGCUCGAGUAAAAUCGGAGAGCAGGUCAGGAUCUCGUAGUCCAUCAAGGGUUUCCAAACAUUCUGAAUCCCAUUCUCGAUCAAGAUCAAAAUCCAGGAGGCGGUCUCGGAGUAGGUCGUACACACCAGAGUACCGACGUCGAAGGAGCCGAAGUCACUCUCCAAUGUCUAACCGGAGAAGACACACAGGCAGCAGGGCAAAUCCAGAUCCCAACACUUGUCUUGGAGUGUUUGGCCUCAGUUUGUACACAACAGAGAGGGAUCUUCGUGAAGUGUUUUCUCGAUAUGGACCAUUGAGUGGUGUCAAUGUGGUUUAUGAUCAGCGAACUGGACGAUCACGAGGAUUUGCUUUUGUGUAUUUUGAGAGAAUAGAUGACUCAAAAGAGGCUAUGGAAAGGGCAAAUGGAAUGGAGCUGGACGGUAGAAGAAUUCGUGUGGAUUACUCUAUCACCAAGAGAGCACACACACCUACACCAGGCAUCUACAUGGGCAGACCAACUCAUAGUGGCGGCGGAGGAGGCGGAGGCGGUGGUGGAGGCGGCGGAGGUGGCAGACGUCGAGAUUCUUACUAUGAUAGAGGAUAUGAGCGUGGCUAUGACAGAUAUGAAGACUAUGAUUACCGGUACAGAAGAAGAUCGCCUUCUCCUUACUAUAGUCGCUACAGAUCACGAUCGAGAUCUCGUUCCUACAGCCCAAGACGCUACUGAUACAGAGAAUGGUUGCAGUUAAGGAUUUCUUUUUCUUUUUCUUUUUUUGUUUAAUUCUGGAUUUCCCUGCGCUAACCCUUCCUACUUCUUGAAAAGAACCCUUAAAAAAUCUUUGGUUUAUUUAGCAUCUACACUUUGUCAAUUGUAUUGCUGUUUUCCACCCCUUUUAUUAUACUCUUAAAGAUGUGAUUGUUGUCAUUUUGAGUAGUUAAACAUCUUGAGUAAAAAAGGAACCCCUAGUGUUACGCUUUGUAAAUGAUUUUUUUUUUAAGGUUGCUUUUUUAGAAAAUUAACUCCAAGCUAAUCAAAAGAGGAAAGAAAUUAUCUUUUUAAAGCUUCUUUUGUGUCAGAUACUGUAUUCGACACUGUAUUAGAAAUCUGCAUUUACAACGAACUCCUUUUUCAACUUCCUUUUGGGGAAGAUAGUGAGUAACACAAAAGUAGUGCGGUCCCAUCCAGUUUGUCCAGGGGGGCAUGGAGCAGUCAGAUAGUUGCGUGUAGAAAGUUUGAAGCUGUAAAAGGAAACACUUGGUCAUUUCUUUUCAGAAAUGGAAAAUUUGAAACUUAAAAAUACAUUGUUUCUUUAGAGAUGGAAAACUUGUGUACUUCUUCUAUAAAAUGUAUUUAAAAUACAUCUGUUAAAAAGUUAACAAAGUGUGAUUUUUGUGUUGAAUUUAUUGAAGUUUAAGUAUUCUUUUAAUCAGUGAAGGAUAGCCCGUAUUAUUUAUUACUUAGAGCAGUUGUACACUUUGCUGUUAGAAAUUUUGGUCAUUGGAACGUUGGUCCAGCAGGCUCUUCUCGUAUAGCAUGGAGUCCUUAGGGGAUGUGUGUGGGGAAAGUAGUCUCCUUUCAAAUAAAAGUUAGUUUCUUUGAAAA